Chionomys nivalis (European snow vole) is the source of this 1735-nucleotide messenger RNA. RefSeq names its product transmembrane protein 219 (gene Tmem219). NCBI's taxonomy places the organism in Eukaryota, Metazoa, Chordata, Mammalia, Rodentia, Cricetidae. The record is from RefSeq and is a predicted model, not a curated record. The transcript has 4 exons. Bases 905 to 1723 code for a protein of 272 amino acids.
CUGGAUCGGGAAGGGAUGCGGGUGUCGAGAUCCUUCUGGAGGGGGCUUUGGGGAGGACGGGAGGCCGAGAUGCACCAGCCGCUACUGCCCCUCAGACUCUGUCCUCCUUCUUCCUACCUUCCCCCUUGCAGAAGUUCCGGGACGUGGGGCCGCUCAGGGGCCGAGCAUAUGUGACACUUGGCCUUUCCCGGUGGCUUCCACACUCUCCCGUGCUCUCCCCCCACUCCUUAUGCUGAGCUCCUGCCUUCCAGAUGUUUAUUUUCAUCAGUCUAUCGCUUCUUGCCUGGAAUAGGGUACUCGGAAGUUGGAGACGGAUUCCAAACCUUAACCCUACUACUUCUGUGUUAAAAGCCACAAUAUUACUUCUACUGGCUUCUGGUCUUAAGGAUCAGUAUGACACCAAUAAAAAGAAAGGAGAUGGAUGUCUGUUGAAUUCCUGCAUGGCCAAGUACCGAGCAAACUACUGCCCCAUCGAAUCCUCAUUACUUGGUGUUUUUAGAACUUCCAGUUCACAUCUUAACCUCGCUAGAGAGCAGCAAGACGGAGUCAUUGUUCAUUCCUACUUAGCAGGUUAGCUUAGCUCCAAAGUACGAUCUUUGACCCAAGACACUUCCAGUCUGGCUUCUGGCUGGACUGUUUGGCUGCCAAACCCCUGGCCUCAGAUCAACUACUUCCUCUUUUCCAGGCGAGAAUUCUUUUCAUAUCCUCUUUGCUAGUACAGAAGGCUGUCCCCUGCUUCUCCCUUGGUUAUUUUAGCAACGAAAUUGAGCAAGCAUUUCUUAAGUGCUCUAAGGAGGUGGACUUUUUGAGUACAGAAUCUUAGAUUUUGUUCGUUGCUCUGGCACCUCCUGUGUGUCCUUGAGCAAAUUAGUUGUCUUCUAGCUUUAGCUUGCCUUUGAGUAACAUGGGUGAGGGCCUUCUGACCUGUAGGCUCUUGUCCAGUUCUCCCUCACUGUCCUCCAGCAGGCACUCCGCGGAGGCCCAGACCCCUCUGCUCCCCAUGGGCAGCUGCCAGGCAGGGCACAAUCUGCAUCUCUGUCUGGCUCAUCACCCACCUUUGGUCUGUGCCACUUUGAUCCUGCUGCUCCUUGGCCUCUCUGGUCUGGGCCUCGGUGGCUUCCUCCUCACGCAUACAUCUGGCCUACGUAGCCCUGACAUUCCCCAGGAUUGGGUUUCCUUCUUGAGGUCUUUUGGCCAGCUGAGCCUGUGCCCCGUGAAUGGGACAGUCACAGGGAAGUGGCGAGGGCCUCACGUCGUCGGCUUACGUACUACUUUGAACUUCGGAGAUGGUCCAGAUAGAAACAAAACCCAAACAUUCCAAGCAAAGAUCCUUGGUAGUCAGAUAGGAUUGAAAGGGUCCUUUGCAGGAGAGUCUAUCCUCGUCACAGCCAGAGUGGCCUCAGGAAGAACUCCAGAGACCUGCCUCUAUUUCAGUGCUAUUCCAGAGACCCUGCCCUCUAGCCAACCACCUAUAUCCUGCUCAGAGGAGGGAGCUGGAGAUGCUGCCCUGAGCCCAGUGAUGGGUGAAGAGUGUGUCAGGGUCUGGAGCCACGAACGCCUCGUGCUCACCAAGCUCCUUACUUCGGAGGAGCUAGCUCUGUGCGGCACCAGACUGCUGGUCCUGGGCUUGGUCCUGCUUCUCUUCUGUGGUUUGCUCUGCUGUGUCACUGCUGUGUGCUUCCAUCCGCGCCCAGACUUCCACUGGUCUCGAACACGGCUUUGAGGGCACCGGCCU